This is a messenger RNA of Truncatella angustata, 2472 nucleotides long. RefSeq names its product SPRY domain-containing protein. Gene Ontology annotation, biological process: cell surface receptor signaling pathway; cytoskeleton organization. The record is from RefSeq and is a predicted model, not a curated record. Gene Ontology annotation, molecular function: protein binding. Lineage: Eukaryota; Fungi; Ascomycota; Sordariomycetes; Amphisphaeriales; Sporocadaceae. The transcript has 6 exons. Gene Ontology annotation, cellular component: cytoplasm. The coding region runs from base 149 to 2203 and encodes 684 amino acids.
CAGUCCACACCAUUGCGAUUUCCCUGUCACUACGUGAAAUACCGCCAGAGUGAUACCGAUCGAAUCCGGACCACUCGUCUUUGUCGCCUUGGCCAUCAACAUACACUGGUCCGAGGGGAAGCGGGGAAUAGAAGGGAUUAGCGACAGCAUGUCGAGCCCUUACCAGAACAUCCCAUCGGGCCUGCCACAGGAUGGAGUCUUGCCGCGGAAUAGACCUCCAUAUGCAUUCGCGUCAGGUGCGAAUCCCGCGACCUUACCGUCCUCCCAUCCCUCGUUGGGUCGUCUUUCGCAUCUCCUCAACCUGCCGCAAACCACCAACUCGGAGCUUUAUACCACUCGCCACUCUUAUAUUCGAACUGGCAGCGGCGCCGACUUGGAUAGGAACCUCAAUACUUCAAACAACGCGACUUCGGACCUGCGACAGCAGCCUUCUCAAUUGCCAUCUUUUUCUAGGGCAUUUGAGAUGUUCGUGAACCCCAUUGGAGACAGUGUAUGGUCGACUCGGCAUCGGAGUAAUGGUCCGUUUACACCUUCAUACCUCGCCAAUUCAGCCUAUAUGCACAAGUUGGAGGAGGCGUAUGGAAUUAAACAGGCACAAAGGGAGAUCCAGCAGCAGGCAAGUGGAGGUAAUGGCCUCCAGACAAGCCAAGCUUCCACGCCCUCCAUACCUGGCAAACCAGCCUCGUACUUGGGUUUGGCCUACGACGUGAUCGAACGACCCCCUACACUGGAAGACGAUGACGUACUUCCACCACUACCGACCAGAUGGAAUAAAGACGACAAACAUGGCGGGCUCGAAGUCAUGGCUGAGGGCCAAGAAGUGAAAUACACGGCACAGAGAACACAAGAUAGGGACUACGAGGCUUAUGCUAUUCGGGCAGACCAUGCUGUGCCGAAUCAAGCCGGCAUCUACUAUUACGAAAUCACACUCCUUUCUAGGAAAAGGGACGAGACGACAGUUUGCGUUGGCUUCACCACAAAAUCAGUAUCACUAGCUCGACCUCCCGGAUGGGAGGCCGAAUCAUAUGGCUACCAUGGCGACGAUGGACAGAUCUACAGUGGUGCGAAUCAGGGCAAGCCCUACGGGCAUGUCUUCUCCACAGGCGACACAAUAGGCUGUGGUAUCAACUUCCGGACUGGUAAUAUAUUCUUUACACGUAAUGGCGUUAACCAAGGUGUGGCGUUCAGGGAUGUUAAGGGGAAGCUGUUUCCUGUCGUUGGGAUGAAGCGGAAUGGUGAACACAUCCAGGCUAAUUUUGGACAAACCCCUUUCAUCUAUGACAUUGACGGAAUGAUGAAACAAGAGCAGGCCAAAGUCAAGAAGGCAAUUUCCGAGACCAGUACUGCCAAAUUGGCUGGCCCCUCAAUAAGCGAACCAGACCUAAUACAACAGUUGGUUUUGCAAUUCUUACAACACGAUGGUUAUGUCGAGACCGCAAGAGCAUUUGCUGAAGAGAUCCAAGCAGAGAAACAGGCACUCAACCUCGAACCCGAUGUCCCUGUGGAAGGUAUCAACAUUAAGGAUGACGAAGACGCCAACCGUAGACAGCGUAUUCGACGGGCUAUCCUAGAUGGUGACAUAGAUAAGGCAUUUAAGUAUGCCAAUCUAUACUAUCCUAACGUCCUCAAGGAUAAUGAGCAGGUCUACUUCAGAUUACGCUGCCGAAAAUUCAUUGAAAAGGUUUGGCGCUCGUCGUGUCUCAGCAACCACGAAAAGAUAUCCAGCAAGAAGAGCAAUGGUCAUGCUGUCGACGAUAAUCUUAAUGAGAUGGAUCUCGACGAGGACGACUAUUCUGACCAGAUGGACACUCAAGAUACUCCGGAGUUGGUCAGUGAAGAGGCUGUCACGGCUUCCUUGAACGAGACUAUAGCCUACGGGUGCGAACUGCAAGAAGAGUUCAAGGAUGAUUCAAGACGCGAAGUCAGGAAGACAUUGCAAGAUGUGUUCUCACUCAUGGCAUACACAAAUCCGCCCAAGGAGAAGGAUUUGGCGCACUUUUUUACAAGAAAAGCUCGAGCUACGGUAGCUGAAGAGCUCAACUCCGCUAUUCUAUCGUCACUGGGCAGAUCAUCUCGUUCUGCUUUAGAGACCCUCUAUGGCCAGACCAGCGUCUUACUGGACUACUUGCGUGAAGAUGGAGGGCCAGGAUCUUUCGUUACUGUCGAGGGUUUGAUCGACGAGAUCCCGAAGAACCCAUAUUAGAACUAUGCUGUCGACAAGUUCCCGCCGUCCUUGGACAUGAGUCAUGAUCCGGAUCUGAUGGUAUAUAUAUCGUUUGUCAUCGCUCGAAAGACACGUCUGGCUUUGGGGCUUGAAAAAUGACCUGGCCAGCAUAUACUUUCCGCUGGUCAUUCAAUCGCAACUUCUUCGGCAAUAUGCUUAGUAGAUGGUUGAAAAGGCAUUCUAUAUUGGGGCAGUACUGCGCAACCCCCACGUUUGAGGCCCAUUCGUAGCACACAUUUUCCUGACAU